Messenger RNA from Hyaloscypha bicolor E, 924 nucleotides. RefSeq lists its product as uncharacterized. Bases 1 to 924 code for a protein of 307 amino acids. The transcript has 4 exons. The record is from RefSeq and is a predicted model, not a curated record. Lineage: Eukaryota; Fungi; Ascomycota; Leotiomycetes; Helotiales; Hyaloscyphaceae.
AUGGGGAAGGCGGACAAUAUCAAGCCCCAACGCUCCGACAGGAGCCUGAUAUUAGAGCAUUUGGUCGGUGGUCACAAACAGGGCGGAGAAAUUGGCGCGGAGUAUUUGGCAGCCGAGUCCGUGAGGGCGAGCGCGUCGUAUAACCACAGCACGAUUGAUCAGUGUCGAGGUUGGAGAUUGAAAUUCAGGAUGUUGCUCGUCUUGUGUUUCUUGGAGAGUGGGGAUGUGCGAGAAUUACUGGGUGGCAUGAGGCGGGUGGCUAGCCAGGGGGUGCGGGCAGAGGGUUCGCCAAUGCACGUCGUCAAACCAGGACGAUCGGAUCUACGCUUAGGAACGCGACGACGCGCACUGUUAGCCACUCCCGAGGAGCGUUUCCACUGUCGAAUCACGGAAACAUCGGAGAACUUCGUCUGUGAUUCUGUUCUGGAUCACGAUGGCCUCAAGACUGCCGCAUCUUUCACCGUCUUCUGCCCCUACUGCGUGCCUCUUGCCGGCAGAUAUGCCUCGCUCUCUCUACUCCAAAUGAAAGCACCUCGCUGGCUUUUCCGGCCAGCCAGAGGCCGGCUCAUUCCCAAGCGGAUUGACCAAGAGGUAGGCAUUUCCCCAGAAGUCACUCUUUUUCUCUGUGCUGUGCCUUCUUCUCACGACAAUUCUUUGGAGGCUUUGUUAUUCGUGUUUCUUUUCUUACGGCAUCUGCGGAUACGCGCCUCUAUGGCUUUUAAGGUUGUCGUCAUGUUCUUUCUCUUAACACAUCUCGUUUGUUGCACUUCUCCCAAUUAUCUAGGCUCUCUUCUGACCAUUUUAAUUAACAAUGAGCUCCUCGGUCCCGAAAGCCCCUCCGCAGAUUCCAGGACUAUCCUCCUCACGCCCCAAUCUGGAGUUGCUGUAGCUAGCGCGUACGCGACACUGGGAGAACAAUUGUAG